UUUCAGCAACCCAAAGCAUUAUUAUCUGAAGUCCCACGAGGUCCACGCUAAGAACGGAGCGAUCCGCAUUUCAUCUUCCUCACUUCUUCUAUUUAGAGCCCUAAGCUAUAGGCGCUUCUUAAUUAUCUGCUUUGAAUCCAACCUGUUUCUUUCAGUAACAGUCGCAGUGCACCAUGGCAACACCACCGCAAGUUAUCACAUGCAAAGUGCAGGGGCUGUGUGGUGGGGAGGCGGAGAAAACGAUGUGAAGGUGGAGGAUAUACAAGUGGAUCCUCCGAAACCAACCGAAGUUCGGGUCAAGAUGCUCUGUGCUAGUGUCUGCCACACCGACCUCACUAGGGCCAGAGGACAGCCAUUACCUCUGUUCCCCCGAGUAUUAGGCCAUGAAGGAGUUGGUGUUGUUGAGAGCACUGGGGAGAGAGUAACAGAUCUGGAAGUAGGCGAUGUUGUUAUUCCUACAUCUAUCGGUGAAUGUCAAGAAUGUGAGAACUGCAUUUCAGGGGAAUCCAACCUGUGCCUGAAAUACCCUCUUACGUUAAAUGGCUUAAUGCUGGAUAACACAUCAAGGAUGUCCAUUAGAGGUCAAAAGAUAUACCAACUUUUUAGCUGCUCCACGUUUGCAGAAUACAUGGUAACUGAAGCAAAUUACCUCGUCAAAGUUGAUCCCAACAUUGACCUUGCCCAUGCUAGCAUCAUCUCGUGUGGGUUUUCUACUGGUUUUGGAGCUGUUUGGAAGGAAGCAAAGGUUGAAAGAGGAUCAUCCGUAGCUGUGUUUGGCCUUGGUGGUGUUGGAUUAGGUGCUAUAAGCGCAGCCAAGAUGAUGGGGGCAAGUAAGAUAAUUGGGAUUGACAAGAAUGAAAUGAAGAAAUCAAAAGGAGAAGCUUUUGGAAUGACAGAUUUUAUCAAUCCUGAUGCCUGUGAUAAAUCAGUUUCAGAGUUGCUUAAGGAACUGAGUAAUGGAAUGGGUGUAGACUGUUCCUUUGAGUGCACUGGAGUUGCCUCUUUACUUACUCAAGCCUUUCAAGCCACGAAAUUGGGAAAGGGAAAGACAAUAGCAAUAGGUGCGGUAUCUCAAGAAUUUGUGCAUAUCGACUUUUCCUCGCUUAUAUUUGGGAGAACUUUAAAAGGUUCCAUUUUUGGAGGAUUGAAACCUAAAUCUGAUCUGCCCUUCAUAGUUGACAAAUGCUUGAAAAAGGAGUUCCCUCUUGACGAAUUUCUUACUCAUGAGGUGUCACUAGAAGAGAUGGGUAAAGCUUUGGAGCUACUAAAACAACCAGACUGUGUCAAAGUUAUCAUAAGGAUAUCUAUAUGAAGUAUAGAAGAUAAAUAAAAGCAAUUCAUGCAAGCGUAUGAAGCAACUUUAUUUUCAGUGAAUUUUGUGUGGUUUGUAUUUGAGUUUUCCAAGCAAAUUAAAUUAUCAAUUCUCGUUUAAUGAGGCAGAUCUUUCAAUAAUUAA
This is a messenger RNA of Neltuma alba, 1456 nucleotides long. RefSeq names its product alcohol dehydrogenase-like 2. NCBI's taxonomy places the organism in Eukaryota, Viridiplantae, Streptophyta, Magnoliopsida, Fabales, Fabaceae. The transcript has 7 exons. The record is from RefSeq and is a predicted model, not a curated record. Gene Ontology annotation, biological process: formaldehyde catabolic process. Bases 200 to 1312 code for a protein of 370 amino acids. Gene Ontology annotation, molecular function: zinc ion binding; alcohol dehydrogenase (NAD+) activity; S-(hydroxymethyl)glutathione dehydrogenase [NAD(P)+] activity. Gene Ontology annotation, cellular component: cytosol.